AUGCAACAAUACUCAUGGCUUCUUUUCUUCUCUUUUCUUGGUUUUCUUGCUGUUUUCAAAGUCAUUUUCACUUUCCUCAAAUGGGUUUUCAUCACUUUCCUUAGACCAUCCAAGAACCUCAAGAACUAUGGUUCAUGGGCUCUAAUCACCGGAGCCACGGAUGGCAUUGGUAAAGCGUUUGCCUUCCAACUGGCUCAAAAGGGUCUAUGCCUAAUCUUGGUUAGUAGAAACCUAGCUAAGCUUGAAGAAGUUUCUAAGGAUAUUAUAUCGGUGCACCCAACCACCAAGAUCAAAAUUUUUGUUGUGGAUUUUUCGGGCGAGAAUGUGGUGGCUAGAGUUAAAGAAAUGCAAGAGGUGAUUGAUGAUGAAAAACUUGAUGUUGGUUUGUUGAUAAAUAAUGUAGGGGUUACUUAUCCUGUGGCUAGUUACUUUCAUGAAGUUGGAGAGGAAGUUUGGAUGAAAGUUAUGAAUGUGAAUGUUAUAGGUACAAGUUUGGUUACAAAAGCUGUGAUUCAAGGAAUGGUUGAAAGAAAGAGAGGUGCUAUUGUUAAUCUUGGUUCUGGUGCUGCCAUUGUUGUGCCUUCACAUCCUCUUUAUGCAAUUUAUGCUGCUAGCAAAGCGUAUAUUGAUCAACUUUCAAGAUGUUUACACGUAGAAUACAAACAUCUUGGUAUAGAUGUCCAGUGUCAGGUUCCAUUAUACGUAUCUACAAAGAUGGCAUCACAAGUUGCAUUUGUUGAGAAAUCAUCAUUGUUUAUACCAACAGCGGAUGAUUAUGUAAAAGCAGCAAUUCGACAAAUAGGAUACGAGUCUCGUUGCACACCAUAUUGGGGUCACUCGGUUCAAUGGUUCUUCGCUUCUUUGGCUCCCGAUUCUUUUCUAGAUGCAUGGCGUCUUUCCAUUGGCAUUCGACGUAAGGGGCGUUAUCAAUGACAUAUCGAGAUUGAUAUGUAGGCGCUGAUUUUAUCCAUACACAACAAUUACAAGUAAUAGACUUUAAUUAGCUAUAAGUUGAUAUCAUGUCACAACAUGUUUGAAUCUCGUGGUAAAAGGAUUUGUUGAAGUCACAUAUUUUGUAAGAGUGGUCCUAAGAACUUUUUCUUUGAUAAAUAAAUAAACAGCUAAUUAAAUUCAUAAUAA
Molecule: messenger RNA, 1140 nt
Organism: Erigeron canadensis
Lineage: Eukaryota; Viridiplantae; Streptophyta; Magnoliopsida; Asterales; Asteraceae
Product: very-long-chain 3-oxoacyl-CoA reductase-like protein At1g24470
Exons: 3
Coding region: 1-933 (310 amino acids)
Cellular component (GO): endoplasmic reticulum
Molecular function (GO): ketoreductase activity
Source: RefSeq, a predicted model, not a curated record